This is a messenger RNA of Vidua macroura (Pin-tailed whydah), 691 nucleotides long. RefSeq names its product feather keratin Cos2-2-like. NCBI's taxonomy places the organism in Eukaryota, Metazoa, Chordata, Aves, Passeriformes, Viduidae. Gene Ontology annotation, cellular component: intermediate filament. The transcript has a single exon. The record is from RefSeq and is a predicted model, not a curated record. Bases 184 to 492 code for a protein of 102 amino acids. Gene Ontology annotation, molecular function: structural constituent of cytoskeleton.
UUGUGCAGACAGAGAGAGGCUGGGACUUGGCUGAGGUGGCUCCUGGGCUUUGAGCUGGGCACUGCAGUGUGGGCCAGGAGGUGCCUGGGCUGCAGGGCGUUUGGAUGCAGUGCUACUUCUCAUGUGUCCUCACUUUGUGCUUCUCCCUGCCCUCUGUGCCAGGUGCACCUGUGACCCCGAGCCAUGUCCUGCUGCAAGCCCUGCGACCCUUGCUGCCAGCCCUGCGGCCCCUGCCCUCUGGCCAACAGCUGCAAUGAGUGCUGUGUCAGGCAGUGCCAGAGCUCCCACGUUGUCAUUGAGCCACCUGCUGUGCUGGUGACCCUGCCCGGGCCCAUCCUCAGCUCCUUCCCACAGAACACCGCCGUGGGAUCUUCUACCUCUGCUGCUGUUGGCAACAUCCUCAGCUGUGGCGGAGUGCCCAUCAGCUCCGGGGGCUUUGACAUCUCCUGCAUCACCAACUGCUAUGGUGGCAGCAGAUGUCGUCCCUGCUAAAUCUACUGGCAACAUACUCGGCAAAAACCUCCAUGACCUCAGGACAUGGUUCUGGGCAGGAGACAGAGCUUUGGGACAUUGUAAUUUGAGUUUCAAGCCACUGUCCCCUUCUUUUCCUCUCUCCUCUUAAUGUCUUUCUUUUGCUAUCUGUGUCACCCCUGACCAACAUGGGAGAACUUGUUGCCCUUCCCCUUCUUCC